CGGGGCAGGAGGUUAAUGGUUGCCUGCUACUCAACAGAAAUGGCAGACGGUUGUGCCUGGAAGAUGACCCUGGCACCGCAUCGCGCUGUUAGGCCAUGCGUACGCUGCCUAACGAGCCAUGAGUGAUUGCUAUGAUCUUGCCACAAAUAAUUCAUGAGGAGCCCUGUGGAGGAGCUAUGGAGCUUAAAGGGAAGCAUCAAAAACCACAGCGUACAUUCGCACUAUGUAUCUUGGGAUACAAAGUCACCGGCAGAAGGAGAACCAGAGGCGCUUUUAUUGGGCUAUGAUGUAUGAGUAUGCUGAUGUCAACAUGCUGCGACUGCUGGAGACCUUCUUAGAGAGCGCCCCUCAGUUGGUGCUGCAGCUCUGCAUCAUGAUCCAGAGCAACAAGGCUGAGUGGCUGCAGUGUCUUUCUGCCAUGUCCUCCCUAACGUCGUUGGCCUGGGUGCUAGCCUCUUACCACAAGCUCCUCCGCGACUCGCGUGAUGACAAGAAGAGCAUGAGUUACCGAGGUGCCCUGGUGCAUCUGUUCUGGCGCCUUUUCACCAUCUCUUCACGGGUGCUCUCCUUUGCCCUUUUUGCCUCAGUGUUCCACAUCUACUUUGGCAUUUUUGUGGUGCUCCAUUGGUGCGCCAUGGCUUUUUGGGUCAUCCAUGGCGGCACUGACUUUUGCAUGUCCAAAUGGGAAGAAGUACUAUUCAACAUGGUGGUGGGCGUGGUCUACGUCUUCUGCUGGUUCAAUGUACGCGAGGGCCGGACGCGGUACAGAAUGGUGGUCUACUACACCGUCGUGUUGCUGGAGAAUGCCAUCCUGACCUCACUUUGGUACGCAUACCGCGACCCAGCCACCACUGACGCCUAUGCCUCUUUUGCCAUCUGUGGCGUCUUCCUGUGCUUUGCCUCAGGUGUGGCCUGCAUGAUUCUCUACUAUGGGGUCCUACACCCCAUGGGCCCCCGAAUGAGGAUGUUGGCUUCCUCCUGCUGUGCUGAACUGCUAUGGGGCCUCCCGUUACCACCUGAAGCUGAGCCAAUGGCUCCCACGCCUGGGCCUCGUGGCUCCCAGGCCACCCCUACACGAGGCGUGGCGGGAGAACAGAUGGGGUUAGACGAAACAGCUACAGACACAUGCCUUCCGGUUUUCCAAGUGAGGUCUACAGAACCUGUGGACGCAGCAGGCCGGCCCAUCCCGCCUGAGGGUCCGCUUAUUAAAAUAGACAUGCCCAGAAAACGCUAUCCAGCCUGGGACGCACACUUUGUUGAUAGGCGACUGCGCAGGACCAUAAACGUGCUGCAGUUUAUUAGCCCCAAUGCGGUGGGCAUCAGGUAUAGGGACGGUCCACUUCUCUAUGAACUUCUACAGUAUGAAUCCUCCCUCUGAAGGCCCUGUCCGUGAUGCUAUCCUCACCUUUUACACAGAACGAUGCACACGCAUUUUGUUUCUCCUCAGAUGUUGCAUCUUUCCAUGCGUUCUCGGGCUCUGUUCAUCACUCCUCGAUGAUCUGAAAGUUUUCCAGGACAUAUUUUUUUGUCAACCAAAAACCCGACAGACAAACGUUCAAGAAUUAUUUUUGGAGGAAAAAACAAAAAAACAACACACACAUAGUACAGAGAGAAAACGUUACAGUAUACUAUUUGAUAAAUAUAAUACAUAUAUAUAGAUAUAUAUAUGUCUCAGAUAAAUCUCUCUAUACUGAUAUAGGAGGCUUCUAAAUGAGUGUGUAGAUAACAUAUGAAUGUUUCAUUAUGAAAUGUGUUUAUGUGUUAUACUGUGUUGGUGACUCAACCUGUGGAUAUUUGUGAAGGGCAUAUUGUGUGUCUCGCUGACAUGGGACUGGUGCAAAACCUUAUGGGAAUGAUGGAGGAGAGUCUCAGAGGGGCCAGGUCUUUGCACACCCCUAAAUUUACUGCCAUUUUCUUUGUAACUCACUGAAAUAUAUGAAACAAAUAAUGUUUACUAAGUCCUUAGCCAAUUAAUAAAAAUAUGCUUAAAAACAAUAUGGGUGAUACUUCAAGAAGUAAUUCUGAGAUUUUGUUUGUUGUAUGUUUUAUUUUUCCUUUUUGUGUUUACUUUGUUCACGUGAACUGUACUUUUUUUUUUCAUUUUAAUUUAGAUGCAAAAUGCAUUUAAAUUCAUAAGCACACUGGCCUUCAAUCUGUUUUACAAACAUUUUUUUACAAUGUAGACUGCCCUCUGGUGGGAAGGAAGCUGUAACAAAUUGCCUUGUGUGACUCAAAGCAUCAGCACAAAAAAAUCUUAAAUAAACCAUUUAGAAAUAAAAAGUUGUAGAAAAAAGCACAUUUUCCAAUUUAAUUAUUACAAAACGUGUUAUAAGCAUUCCAAAGACUUUAUAGAUAGCCUUUAGGUAGUUAAUUACGAGUGAAAAGGUGUAAGUGCAUUUUAACAUGCAAAUAUUUGCGUGCUGUACAAAGACAGCCUUCAGAGAAUCCUCCACCAUUCCCUUUCGAAUACUGGAAAGUAUAACCUCCCUAUUUUGUUAUAAAAUGUUAUUUAUUUAGUUCUAGUAAUCAAGUGAUAGGUGCAAAGACUUCUUUAAAAAACACACACACAUCUGAGAUAUUUAUGUGCCAUCAUACUUUAUUGUCGACAUUUAUGGUACAUUUAUGGUAACUGAGAACAUUUUAUAUUUUCUGUUUUGACAUAGCUCACUUCUGCAGAGUUAAACGGUACACUCCUCACCAACUGUGUGCCCUUAAAGAGAGGUGAUAACCUUAUGUACCCUGUGUGACUGCUCUGGAACUAGCUGACACGUUGAAGCAAAGCCAAAUCAAAUCUUAAAGUACUGUCUUUGUAAUUUAACUGCCCCUCGUUCCUUUCCCCAACCCCCAGACGGAUGGGUAUGUGCAAAACUGUGCCGUCUUACUAGCACACUGUGCAGCAAUUAUAACAUUAAGAAAUUCAACCCUGGUUCAUUCUGUGUGGGCUUUUUCACUAUUGAUACCCCCAGGGACAACCACAACCAUCCCUCUAUCUCAAAAAAAAAGAGAAGAGAAAUAUAUGAGAAAAGUAUGUAUAUAUGUCUACAUAAUACCAUGCCUUCUAAGUUAAAGAAGCUUGACUAAAAUUUCCACAGAGGGCUACUGAAAAAUUCAUGAGAAUAAUGAAUGCAUUUCAUAAUUCGUUUCAUUUAUAAACUCAAUGAGUCAUUUGAAUUUAUGAUGUGUUUUUUUGUUUUCUUUUACAUUGUAGUGUUUGGCAUGAUUUUACCACAGUAUUGAUGAAACCCAGCAGGGGUUUCCCAAGAGCCCUUUACAAACACAGAGAUCCCUGUUUCCUGACUUACCGGCGUUCGGCAUAGCUGUGGCCUCGUGUGCCUGCUAACAUUGUACUGUAAAAAAAAAAAAAAAA
Messenger RNA from Poecilia reticulata (guppy), 3367 nucleotides. The record is from RefSeq and is a predicted model, not a curated record. NCBI's taxonomy places the organism in Eukaryota, Metazoa, Chordata, Actinopteri, Cyprinodontiformes, Poeciliidae.